ACUGCCAGACACCUGAGCUCUCAUCAUCCAAAGUGUCAGGGCUCUAAAGCAGCGUCUACACACCGGCUUUCUUUCAUAGGGAGAAGUUUCAUAUUUUUUUUCGAUGGCUCAAAAAUUCAGACUCCUCUUUUUCCUUUCACUGGUCGUGGCCUGUCUUGCACUGUCCAUCGAUGCAGUCAAUCCAGUGGCAGGAGCAGCUACAGAUGCUCCACCAAAUAUAGCUGAUCCAUCUACGACAAAUCCACCAGUCUCCGCUACAUCAGUGGACCCAUCGGUCUCCACUACACCAUCAGGCUCAGUGGACCCACCAGUCUCCGCUACAUCAGUGGACCCAUCGGUCUCCACUACACCAUCAGGCUCAGUGGACCCACCAGUCUCCGCUACAUCAGUGGACCCAUCGGUCUCCACUACACCAUCAGGCUCAGUGGACCCACCAGUCUCCGCUACAUCAGUGGACCCAUCGGUCUCCACUACACCAUCAGGCCCAGUGGACCCACCAGUCUCCGCUACAUCAGUGGACCCAUCAGUCUCCGUUACACCAACAAGCUCUGAAGUAACAGAUUCCGCUCCAACCCCUACAGCGCCAGAACCAAACUCUUGUGAUCCAAACCCAUGUGGUCCAGGGAGCACCUGUGAGGCCCGUGCAUAUCCGAACUAUGUCUGCUUCUGCCUGACAGGUGACUUCUACAGUAACGUCAGCAACAGUUGUCAGGCUGGCAAAGUUUUCCCUGGAAAUCUGGUUGUGACUAAGAUAACAUACAAUCCAGAAAUGAUGGACCCCAAGUCAACUGAAUUUCUAAAAGCUGCAGAAACAAUUAUGAAUGAGCUGGAUGUUGUUUUCAAGAACAAUAAAGAUUACUCUGGAUCUACAGUGCUGAAACUGGAGCCCGGUUCCACCACCAGAGUUUGGUCAAGAGAAGACAAACUGCCCGUCAAAGCAACUGUAGAGAUCAUCUUCUUAGCAAAUGCUGACGUCACCACGGAUGGCAUUGUAGACAAGAUUGACUCAUAUGUCAAAGAGUGUGACAACUGUCUCUUGACAGGAGCAACUUUUAAAACUGAAAACCUGUGUAAUAAAAAUCCCUGUGAUGAGACGACUACAAAGUGCAACUCAGCAGAUGGAUCUUUUGAGUGUCAAUGUGAGGAAUCAUACAUUCCAUCAGACUUCACUGACAGAAUUUGUAUUGCUUGUCCGAGUGGCCAAAGAGCUGAAGGAGACAAAUGCAUCAAUUGUUCAUUUGGUCGAUCGGGUUUGAAUUGCAGUGAAUCAUGGCAGCUGACUCUGGUAAUUGUCGCCUCCGUCCUUGGAGCACUGCUGCUUAUCACACUCAUUAUUCUGCCUAUAGUGGCCCUCAAAUCCUCAAAGAAAAAGAGCCCCAAGAAGAACAAUAAUCCAGACAUUCGGGAGCCUUACGUCAGCCCCAUUCCCGCUAAGGCACCAUUGGUUAACGACAGCUUUGUUAACAGCCAGGCUGCCUCAGCUAAUAGGUCAGACAACGCCUUUGCCAAUGCUGGUGUGCCUCGGAUCCCAAGGGCCACAACCACUAGCAGCUGGGACAGAGGCAACCUGGAGAUGACUCCGAGCAGCAGUCGGCAAAACCUGGUCCCUGGGGGGAGGAACGCACGACUGUACGAAGACGACGAUGACAUGGCCCCAUAUAGCCAAUCUCGACCCCAGAGCAACGUCUACGCUCAGGCUCGACCCCAGAGCAACCUCUACGCUCAGGCUCAACCCCAGAGCAACCCCUAUGCCCAGAGUCAACCCCAGGCCAACCCCUAUGCUUCAAACCAAGGCCACGCCAACCCGUACUACAUGCAAGACGAUGGACGUCGGUUCAAUUGAUGUGGAACAAGAACAACGGAUUAUCUUACAGUGACAUUUACCCAGAUCAAAAACCUGUUGAGGUUUCUAUGGAAACACUUCUGAAUUGUCUUCUAUCCCAAAAAUGACUGUACACUUGUGAUACAUUGAGUUAUUCAAACAGAAGCACUAAAGACUCACUGUACAGCAACAUGUUUCAGACCCAUUAUAAGCUUUCAUAAAUCAUUUCUGUCUUUCCUUGACUAAUCUUUGUGUAUAUUUAGGAUUUGAGAUACACUGUAAGUCUUUUCAAAUGUCUCCUCUUAAUGACUUAAUGUGAAUUAAGAUACUACUUAUCUAAUCUCUUGUGUUGUUCGUCUAUGAAUUUUUGUGUGAACAUUUUGUAUGUUCAAUUUUUUCAGUUUAUGAUGAGUUUCAAAUACAUGUUAAGUCAGUUUUUGUGAAUGAGACAAGUUUCUUUUGUUCUAGUAAAAUGUAAUGACUUAUUGAUUGAAAUCAGGGCAUGUAAGUCCGUCCAUCCAUCCAUUAUAAUUUGUGUAAAAUGUUAACUAUAUUGAAAUUGUUCGAUGUCCUCUGUUGUGUAAGUAGAGUAUAUUUUGUGUAUUUUGUAACCUCUUUCAUGUUUCAUUGAUACCAAGCUGUUUUUUAACUUGAAUGAAAUAAAAUAACAAUAUUUACAAAUCUC
Acanthopagrus latus (yellowfin seabream) is the source of this 2507-nucleotide messenger RNA. Its product is annotated as mucin-13-like. NCBI's taxonomy places the organism in Eukaryota, Metazoa, Chordata, Actinopteri, Spariformes, Sparidae. Bases 104 to 1843 code for a protein of 579 amino acids. The record is from RefSeq and is a predicted model, not a curated record. Gene Ontology annotation, biological process: cell-cell junction assembly. The transcript is spliced from 12 exons.